GCGGACGCACUGCCCCACCCCGAUCCGCCGCCGCAGCCUUCUCAUGACCCACCACGACACGCAGUUCCCCUAGCCUAAGGUGGAAGUAGAAGCAGCAGCAACAUCCUCGCCACCACCGAUGGUGUCACCGUCGCCGGCGCAGCCGCAGCGCAUUUCUAACGAGAUGAAGGACAUCAUCCUCCGCAUCCGCAAGAUCCUCCUCAUCUUCAUCACGCCCCCGACCAACCCCAGCCCCACCGUCGCCUAUCUCGAGCUCACCGCCCGCCGUGUCCCUGCUCCCCUUGCUCCCGCUCCGCUCCUGUCGCUUGUUCCGCUCCCCCGUCCGCAUGCACGCUAACCCCUCAAUUUCCGGCCGCACCUGCUCCCUUUCCUUCUUCGCGACGAUGCGCCUCCCAAAUCGGACGCCAAGCUCCCAAAAUCACCCAUCGCCACCGCCCGUGCCGCACCGGCCCCAGUCCGCCACCACCGCUCCGACGUCCCAACCUGGAUCCCCUCAGUCCUCCAGGAUCUUGACAGGAGCCCGUGCGGGCGCGCGCGGGGGUCGCUGAUGCGGCGGCGGACUGAUGUGGAGGCGGUGGCUGCGACACGUACCGCUCUCCAUCCCGGGCGCCAACACCAGCUAUGAGUACUCUCAACGACGCAGCGACACUCCUCGAUGAGGAGGGCUGCGGCUCGGAGAGCACCUCUCACUUGGAGGACGACACGGGAGGGGACGCGGGGGGUGAUGCCAACAGAGGAACAGAGGUGGACGACGGCGACGCGGCAGACGAGGGAUAUCGUGCUUCGGCGUGCCUUCCGUUGGGCGGACCUUCCAUGUGCCGCCGUGCCAGCUCUCGCCGCGCUCCACGACGGUGACAGGAAGCUACAUGCGCUCGGUCUUCGGCUGCAUCACCUUCUACUCGUCCACCACACAGCCGGCAACAGCAACGCCGCAAACUCCUUGGAGGCAACGAUGGACCUCUUCGUCAUGAACUGGGGCAGCGUAUCAUUCGUGGCACAGGCAGGCACCCGCCGGUUCGCCUACUACAUCGCCCCCGGGGACGGGUCCGGCCUUCGACUUCAUGGCUUACCCAGUGCAGCUGGAGGGCAUCCCCAUCCCCAAGCACGUGCUCUCGUCGAGCCACACAUGCGCCGGGCAGAUGGUGAACUCUGACACGCAGUUCACCUUCCUUCUCAGAGAACCUGCCCUCACCGACGGACCCAUCCAACGGCGGCCGCUCGCCCACACGACGCACCCCAUGCCUCCGCUCCGCUCCUCCACGUGCCGCCUCGCGGUCGUCACGGCCCACGGGCCGGCGCCCCUCCCCUCGCCGUCCGCCCCUCCCUUUCUUUUUAUUCCCCAACCCCUCCUCGCCCGCCGCCCCACGUCUAUCCACCCGUCCGUCUCCACGCGCAAACGAGGAGGAGAGAGAGAGGGCUAGGUCGUCGUCGUGAGGCGGAGAGAUCUGGGAGGAGGAGCGAUGGACGGGAAGCUGCCGCCACCGAACCCGAAUCUGCCUUACCGUGAGGACUGCUGGAGCGAGGGCGAGACGGCGGCGCUCGUCGACGCCUGGGGUUCGCGCUACCUCGAGCUCAACCGCGGGAGCCUCCGCCAGCCGCAGUGGCGGGAGGUCGCCGACGCCGUCAACUCCCGCCCGGGGGCCUCCGCGCGCCGCCGUCCUCCCCGCACCGACAUCCAGUGCAAGAACCGCGUCGACACGCUCAAGAAGAAGUACAAGGCCGAGCGCGCGCGCGGCGGGGCAUCGCCAUGGGCCUUCUACGGCCAGCUCGAUCUCCUCGUCGGGCCCACGGUCGCUGGAGGCGGCAAGAAGCCCUCCCCGCCCCGCGCGCUGCCCAUGCUCAGGAGGCGCCAGUCGCCGUCGCGAUCCCCAUCGCCGCCCUCGCCACCGCAGCCGCCCUUGGCGCUCCCCCUGCCCAACUACCGACGCGGCUCCAACCUACCCUCGGCGGACCUCAUCCAUAAGGCGGCCGCGGCUGCCGCCGCCGCGGCGGCGGAGUCCGACUCGGACGACGGCUACAACAACAACAAGGAUUACGACGAUGACGACGGCUCGCAGCAGUCGGCGUCGCGCUCUGUGUCGUCUCGCUCUGACGGCAGUGGUGGCGCUGCUGCUCCUGCUGUCGGCAGCAAGAGGAAGACGAGCGGGAGUGGAGGGUUCGGGGAGCUAGCGAGGGCAAUCGAGACAUUUGCGGAGAUGUACGAGCGCAUGGAGGCCGCGAAGCAGAGGCACGCGGAGGAGAUGGAGAGGCAGCGGAUCAACUUCCUCAAGGACCUGGAGCUGAAGCGGAUGCAGGCUUUUGUGGACAUGCAGCUGCAGCUUGCGAGGGCAAAGCACGCCAGGAAUGGUGACGCUUCCUCGGAGAUGCUCAUGUCUCUCGCUGCACUGCCGUUCCUCAGCACCCCUGCUUACCUCUGAAUUGAAGAAGAGUUUAGAUUGUUAGGAGCCAAGCUAACGGGAUGAUGUUGCUCUUUGAUGAAGAUCCAUCUAGGUUCGUUGUAGUUGUUUGGUACAUAGACCCGGAGUUCGUAGUGAGAAAGCAGCGCUGAAUUGCCGAUGGCGAUGCCUGUUUCCCGCCAAGCUUCCAGUGUAGACGACGAAUCUAGUUCCAUUAACCUUUGCAGUUCCGUGUCCGGAAACAGAGUCGUGUAAAACUAUGGCCAACGACCUUUCUGUUUUGAUCUAUUUCUCAAUUCUCAUGAGAUCUGUAACUAAAAUUUCAAACGCAUCAGUUCAAAUUUACAGUUGGUUCUACUGAUUGA
Molecule: messenger RNA, 2761 nt
Organism: Phragmites australis (common reed)
Lineage: Eukaryota; Viridiplantae; Streptophyta; Magnoliopsida; Poales; Poaceae
Product: trihelix transcription factor ENAP2-like
Exons: 3
Coding region: 1461-2417 (318 amino acids)
Cellular component (GO): nucleus
Molecular function (GO): transcription cis-regulatory region binding
Source: RefSeq, a predicted model, not a curated record